AUGAAGGAGCUCGGGACUAUCACUCAACGCUGCGCCCUUCUCACCUUAGGCAUGCUCGUGGAUGAACCGGGUUUACUCUGCCUUCCCGCGGAUCCUGCCAUCGUUUACUAUCCAUCGAUUAGCAUGACAGUCGUCCUAUCCAGCAUUGCAUAUGGGCCAGGUCUGGCUAGGGAUGAAGCACGAGCUAGAGGCAAGAGGCGAUGGAUCAUUAGCCUCAUAAACAUCGACUCCACUAGAAAGCUUCUGUGCUUGGUUUUAGCUCCGAAUUAUCCAUGUGAGAUAUGGGAAUGGAAAGGAUUGUCCUACAUCGCCCCUUUGACGGCAAUCAAAUUUGACAAUGGCUUGCCAGUUCUCAGGGUGAAUCAUACGAGCGCCGAGCCAGGUCAAUCAGCACAGCCCAAUAUAUCCUGCAUCGAAGAUAUGGCAGCUUGCGUUUCUAAGUACACCGAGAAUCCGCUCUCCGUGUUCCAAAGAGAUAGAAUGGAACACUACGCAAACUCCACUACCUCUAAGAUAGCACCGACUCCAUCUUUCUGGAUCCGAACUAAUACAAUUCUUCAGGUGGACCCUCUUGAGGCGUACUGCGAUUAUAGAGGCCUCGCGGAAUUCUCAUUUGAACCCUGUAUGGCAACAGCGUCUGCGCCCAACACCGAAACUAGUCUGGUCGAGGGGUUUAACUUCGUCUUCCAAAGUGAUCGGGGUGGCAGUCUUCGCAUUCUCCUCGGCGCGCUCCAGGGCGUCUUGGAGAGACCUAUAGUCGGUGUCGCGAUAUAUCACACGACUAAAGUCACUAAUACUCAAAAAUUCCCCAUAAUCGUCACAUGCAACCUUCCACGUAUGGUCCGUAGCCUUCUCCAGAUAUUCUGGAAGAUACACCAUUUGCUGUUGGGCAGGAAUACCAUCCACCAUAGGCGUACGUGUGAAAUUGAUGUAGACGAAAUCUCGAUCAAAUUUGACAAUCAAAGUUUUGCAUACAGGUUUCUUCCUGAAUCUUUUCAGACUGUUCAGCUUGCUGACCAGACAUUCUCGAGUAAGGCUAUAUACUACUCCAUACCACAUUUAUUUCAUCUUACUCGGGAUUUUUAUUGGCGGGUUGGGCAAAGAAAGAUGUUACGGAAGUUGAAGGAGGGGAAGUUGGAGGGGAAAUCUAGCUUACCGAUAACCUCCGUAGUACCGAAGAGCUACGUAGAAUACACACAAUACAUCUCACUUGCUGCUUGCGACAUCUACUUCGGCCGCGGUAGCGAGGGGAGGUUGAUACGAGCGGCUGUGAGGUAG
Lindgomyces ingoldianus is the source of this 1278-nucleotide messenger RNA. RefSeq lists its product as uncharacterized. The transcript is spliced from 13 exons. NCBI's taxonomy places the organism in Eukaryota, Fungi, Ascomycota, Dothideomycetes, Pleosporales, Lindgomycetaceae. Bases 1 to 1278 code for a protein of 425 amino acids. The record is from RefSeq and is a predicted model, not a curated record.